Molecule: messenger RNA, 1594 nt
Organism: Pelagomonas calceolata
Lineage: Eukaryota; Pelagophyceae; Pelagomonadales; Pelagomonadaceae
Source: the annotation of a GenBank genome assembly
ACGCACAGCUUGCCUCUGCGAGGUCGUGGUCGCACCAAGUGCUGGGCCAGAGCGGAUCGACAUGUAUAUGAGAGGCGCGACUCCCCAAUCCGUCGCUGGGCUGGCAGCGGCGGCUGCGGCGGCAGGCGCAUGUGCUCUCUGGUACCUGCGGUACCGGGGGCAGCGUGCUCUUGCUGCCCGUGUCGGGUUGGAAGCCGCUCACAGUCUCUUUGACCAGAUUGACGUCGACGAUGGCACAAUCUCGCGCGAGCAACUUGACGUCUGGCUGCGCAAGCGUCCGACGUGGGCAGCAUCGCACGGCAUCCGUGGCGUAGAGUCUGUUUUCGCGGCGCUCGUGGGCGGCAAUGACCAAGCCAAGAUCGACAAGUCAUCCUUCGUCGCGUGGCUCUCGCGCCUCAACCGCUCGCCUCCUGGACUCGCGGACGUCGAUGACGACGUCGUGCACCUGAGCGACACAAAGCUCGGGGCGUACGGGGCGGUUCGAUUCCUGGCACACAACCGCUAUCUGCAAAAAUGCCUCAACGAAGACGACCACGAGGCUGUCAUUGGGCAGAUGAGAGCACGCGAUCUGCUCACCCUGGAGGCAGCACCAGAAUGGUUUGCUUUCCCUGAGCACUCGCUGCGGUACGUGUUUCCCGACGGCACCGAGCGAGGCAAUUUCCUCACCUGCGUGGACGGCUUUGUGACGCCCGAGGAGGCGCGGCGAAUCAUCGCGAGGGGUUGCCUGAUCAAGUCCAGAGGGACGCCAUCUUCACGGGCAGUAGCUCGGUGGCGCUGGCGCUACGCUGUAACAGCGCUGGCGACCAGAGCGCCAGACAAGCCUCACUCCAAGGCCCUCGGUCGUCACGGUGCCUCGAGCGACGUGGCGGCUGCUGACGAGCGUGUGGGGGACGUCUCCUACACGGGUCGUUCGGGCACGAUCGCCUUCGACCAUGCGUAUGCCUUCGGUUGGGCGCUUCUGCGGCGUGCGCGCCCUUGGCUGCCGGUGGAGAUCCACGAGGGCCCGGAUCGGCGAUGGGUGCUGCACGGGCUCAACCCGCGCAUUCGCUUGGUGAAUUACGAGGACGGCAAUCGCUUUGGCAUGCAUUUUGAUCUGAGGAGGUGGGGCAUCGAUUCAGCAGUCGACGAAAAUGGCGUGCCGAUCACCGACCCGGCGCGCCUGAACGCGCCGGACGCCGAGGAGGAGGGCCAGCAUGCGCUCAUCACCCUCAAUCUGUACCUGAACACGCCCUCCGAGCCGAGCGAGAGCUUUGGAGGUGGCCGCAUUAUCAUUCACCAGGUGGCGCGAGGCCCGUGCGCGGACACGGGGGCGCCCUCGACGGCGCAGUGGGAGGAUGGUGAGGACACCAUGACCAGCGCAGAGUGGCGUGCGUGCGGUUGCCCCGCCGACAACUCGCAGACCUUCCACAACCUCGAGUCUUUUGCCGUCCCGCCCGUGGCCGGCCGCAUGCUCAUCUUUGGGCAGGGACGGCUGGGCGGCAUUGCACACGAGGCUGAGGCGGUGCGUAUCAGCCACGGACGCAUGGGCGAUCAAAAGUGGAUCCUGCGGGCAGACGCGGUGUAUCAGCUCUCGCGGAUCGUUGCUGACAGUUAA